AUGAGCCGUCCCGUUACAGUUCAACCUGGAGGUAAACUCUUUCCUAGUAGUGCAGAAUGGAGCAAUGAAUUAUUCAAAUCUUGCAGUCCAAUAUCAGAAGCAUGCUGUGCUGGUCGUCUUCAUCAACGUACAGGUGAACAUUUUUGUUCAUGUAUAGUUCCGGGUGCUACACAAGCACUUCGAGCAAAGAUUCGAAUGGCUUAUGGUAUUAAGGGUACACUUAUCCAUGAUUGGUUGGCAUCAUGCUGUGGUCCAUGUUCAUUAUUACAAAUGAAGAAAGAACUCGAUCGUCAGGGUGUACCAGAUCCACAUGCCAAAUAG
Messenger RNA from Rotaria sp. Silwood2, 321 nucleotides. The record is from the annotation of a GenBank genome assembly. Lineage: Eukaryota; Metazoa; Rotifera; Eurotatoria; Philodinida; Philodinidae.